GGGAAAAUGUCGCUGUCAUCAAGUUUGUGUUGACACAGUCGUGUUUCCAUUUGGGAUAUAAGUUAUUUUCAACAACACAGAAGUUCGUUAAGUGGUGUACCUGUGGCCCAUUCAUACAAUGCUAUCAGAGUGACAAACUGACCUUACACAAUGUCAACCAUAGAGAAAAUGAGCAUUCAGGGGGUGCGUAGCUUUGGUCCAGAUGAUUCCAACAAGCAGGUCAUCACAUUCUUCAAGCCCCUGACACUCAUUCUCGGACCAAAUGGUACAGGGAAAACGACUGUUAUCGAAUGUCUCAAGUAUAUGACAACAGGCGACAUGCCACCUGGAAGCAAGGGGGGAGCUUUCAUCCAUGACCCCAAGGUCGCCCAUGAGCGUGAAGUGAAGGGCCAGAUUCGUCUCCUGAUGAGGGACAUGACGGGUCAACAGUGUAGUGUACAGAGGUCCAUAACAGCAACACAGAAGGUGAAAAAGAUAGAGACUAGAACACUAGAUGGUGUGAUUACAAGAUGGGGACCGGAUGGACAGAAGAAGAGCAUCACUUCUAGGUGUGCUGAACUAGACAAGGAGAUGGUGACUGCACUGGGAGUGUCCAAGGCUGUUCUGGACAACGUGAUUUUCUGUCACCAAGAGGAGUCCAACUGGCCGCUGUGUGAGGGGAGAGCCCUGAAGGAGAAGUUUGAUGCCAUCUUUGCCUCGACCAGAUACACCAAGGUGCUGGAUACCAUCCGGAAACUCAAGCAAGAGCAGGACGGCCACAUCAAGCUCUACAAACAGGACCUGAAGUACCUAAAGGAGCAUAAGGACAAGGCGACUGAGCUGCAAUCCAACCUGGAGGAACUCAACAUCAAGUCUGUAGCUUCCAAGGAGUCUGUAGCAAAGAUUACUGAGCAGCUUGUUCCUAUAGAGGAGCGUCUUGAUAAAAUACAACAGAAUGCAAAUGAGAUAUUCAAAGUGAAGACUAAAAUUGAGAAGCUGGAGAGUGAGAAGGGCCAACUGGAGAAAAAUAUCCAGGAACUCCAGGACAACAUUGAACAUGAAUUUCAAGGGCCCACAGAGGAACUGAAGCGAGUCAUGGAGGACUUUGAGGACAAGCUUCAGGAGAGGAAGGACACAGUGCAGCAGAUGGAGCGACGGAAGGAGGAGCUGUCAACAUCGGCGGAUAAACUUGGCCGAGAGAAGUCACAGCUGCAGCUGGAGGUGGGCAAGCUGCAGCAGGAGGCUCAGACUCACAAACAGAAUAUUGAGAAGCGGGAUGAGCUGAUCCGUACCCUGGCUGUCCAGUAUGUGUUUGAAGGGUUUGAGAGAGGGCAAAUCUCCGACGAGAAAUAUAAGUCGUUCUUUGAAAAUGUCAGAACCAAACUGGAGGGAAUGGUUGCCGACACUCGGGACUUGAAGACGAGGUAUGAAGAUAAGGAGGCCUCCGUUCAGAAGAAGAUGGAUGACCUGCGGGACAGCAAGACCAAGCUGGAGCAGAGUGAGCGGAUCAAGAAAGACCUCAUGACCAAGAACUUGAUUGAGAUCCGACAGAUUAACCAGAAGUUGAGCCACAUGGAGGCAUCUGCCGGGAGACUUGACCAACUGACCAGAGACCUGAAGGGAGCGGAGCUGGACCUGAGCAGCACAGAAGGGACGGUCAACUUGGAGGAUCUGAAGAGGGAGAUAACUCUCCUCGACAAAGACAGACGGCAGCUGGACACAACUCUCAGUGAUCUGAACUCAGAGAUAAAUCGCCUGACCCGAGAGCUGGAGACCCAGACUCAGCUUGAUGGGAUGAAGAAGGAUAAGACUUCUAAAGAGGACCUCAUCCGCCGACUGAAAGCAAAACACGAGGACGGCCUGACCUACCUCCUGGGACUCAUGCCGACAACCAACAUCCGGGGACAACUUGAGGACUUUAUAGGACAGCAGACGGAGCAAGUGAAGCAGUGUUCUGCUGAGCUCCAGAAGGCCAGGACUGACCUCUCCUCCAAGGAGGCCGAAAAGAACAUGCUGGGAAAUCAGAUCAAGGAUGCUGAAAAAAAGCUGACAGGACUUGAAGAGAGGAUAUUUGAUGUGUGUGGCAGCCAGGACUUCGACGAUGGACUCAGGUCCGUGCAGACCAAGAUGGCUCAGACGCAGGAUAAACGUGGUUCACUUCGCGGCGCAGAACAUUUCUUCAAGAAGUAUCAGGAAGAUCUGGAGAAAGACAGUCCCUGUUGUCCCCUGUGUCACCGAGAGUUUUCCACUGAUCAGGAGGUCCGGGAACUGAUCCUAGAGCUCCAAGACAAGCUCCGGCUUGUGCCAACCCACCUGAGGAAGGCAGAGAAAGACCUGGAUGACUUCCAGCACAAGUACGACAACAUGACGCAACUCAAGCCUCUCAGGGAAAACAUCGUGACCCUGAGGGACACAGAGAUUCCACAACUGAAGAACAAACAGCGGCGCCUGAACGAGGAGAUCCAGAAACUCCGGGACCUGGUGCAGAACAAAGAGGAUGAGCUGCAGGCCAAGGAGACGGACGAGGUGACCGGGAAGGGCAUGCAGCCCGACAUUGUAAUGAUGGAUCGCUACUAUGGCGAGAUCAGAGAACUGGACAAGAAGAUUGCCACACAAAGCUCCAUGUUGUCUGGAGGAGACUCUGGACGGACCCUGGAGACUGUGAUUGGGGAAAAAGAAGACAAGCAGAUGCAGCUAGAUACCAUCAAUCGCAGGCUGGACCAUAAGAGACAGAAGCUGAGUGACCACUCAGAGCAUGUGCAGAAGCUGAGGUCAAAGAUGAACUCUUUGAAGGAAGAGAAGCUGAAGAUUGACAGUGAGCUGCAACAGCAGACGAAGUUGGAGGAGACAAAGACUAGCCGCAUCACCGACAACAAACUUCAUGAACAGGACAUCCAGGAAGCCAAGACACAGAUCGGACCACUUGAGGAGCAGAUUGAGCGCCAGCGCCAGGAGAAGAUGAAAUUGGUGGCUACCAAGGAAGACAAGCUUGACGGAGCCAAGGCGGAGAUUGACUGUGUGAAGUCGGAGGCCAAACAAGUAAAGGACGUCAACGGUGAAAUCAAGCUGUACAACCAGUCUAUGAAGGCAGACAGACUAGAAGAGCGUCAGGAACGGAUGUCGACCAUCACUACGAAGGAGACAAGUGUGAACCAGGAGCGUGAGGAGAUCACGGAGAAUGUCAACAAGCUCAGCAAGGACCUGGCCACUCAGCAGAUCCGAGAGCGGGAGUUGAUGGACAACCUUCAGCUACGGCAGAAGCAGAAGGAGGUGGGCCGUCUGGAGCGUGAGAUCGGCGUCCUGCAAGACCAGAUGGGAGACUUUGACACUGCCAACCUGGAGAGAGAGAGGAGGAAGUUGCUGCAGAAGGCAGAUGAGAUGCAGAAAGAGCGCAACAUCUGCAAAGGUCGUCAGGAGGGUCUGGACAACAUGAUCCGCAACACGAAGAAGGAGUUGCAGACCGACAUGUUCAAGGACGCUGGGUCCAAGUAUCGUGACAUGAUGAUCCAAAUGAGGACAACUGAGCUGGCCAACAGUGACCUGGAGAAGUACUACAGAGCUAUGGACAAGGCCAUCAUGAACUACCAUGUCCAGAAGAUGGACGAGAUCAACAAAAUCAUCCGGGAACUGUGGAGGAACACGUACCGAGGAAACGAUAUUGAAACAAUUGAGAUUCGUUCUGAUGACGAGGACGGCGCUGCCCUGAAGUCCCGCCGCAUCUACCACUACCGUGUGGUGAUGAUCAAGGGGGACACUGCUCUAGAUAUGAGAGGCCGGUGCAGCGCUGGACAAAAGGUGUUGGCAUCCCUGAUCAUCCGUCUGGCUUUGGCGGAAACGUUUUGUGUCAACUGUGGAAUUCUGGCCCUGGAUGAACCUACAACAAACCUGGACAGGGAGAACAUAGAGAGUCUGGCUUACGCUCUCGUCUCGAUUAUCAAGGCUCGGUCAUGCCAGAAAAACUUCCAACUGGUCGUGAUCACCCAUGACGAAGACUUUGUGGAACUCCUUGGGCGGUCAGAUUAUGUGGAUGACUUUUAUCAGAUGAGCAAGGACCAGUCAGGGUAUUCCUGCAUCACCAAGUCUAAAGUACAGAAUCUACAUCGAGGCUAAGGCACAACAGGGUAGUGCUACUCCACCAAGACAAAAAGCACAAAUGAUGUGAAACGUAUCUAUUGUCAACACCCUCUCUGUCAACAUGCAUCACUGUACACAUUAUCUUGUGUAUACAGCAUAACACUUUGUCUCUCAUCAACCAUGGCAUCUGCAGACUGAUGGGUAAUAUCACCGACAUAAGUGAUACACACAACGCAGUGAAGGUUCGUCAUUAUACUUCUCCUCCCAUCAAGUUUGCCAGAAAGGGCAAGGGAAAUCUUUCACAAAUGGGGGUGGUAAUCAGCAAUUCUGCAGAUAUGAAUGCCAGCUGCGGAACCACACCUCCAUGCUCCUGUAUGUGAUUUUGCUAUUGACUGGCACAGAAUUCCCGAGUGUCACAUAAUAUUGUCACUCACAUUAUUAAAUUUGAUUGAUCUGUGUUCAAAUCAAUUAGUUAAAAGAGAGUUAUUAGUAAUUUGUUAUUUCAUUAGUUCAUUUAUGUUUUCAAUCACUUAUUUUGUUAUAAAAUUAUAUAUACUGAUAUA
Molecule: messenger RNA, 4616 nt
Organism: Haliotis rubra (blacklip abalone)
Lineage: Eukaryota; Metazoa; Mollusca; Gastropoda; Lepetellida; Haliotidae
Product: DNA repair protein RAD50-like
Exons: 41
Coding region: 151-4089 (1312 amino acids)
Biological process (GO): chromosome organization involved in meiotic cell cycle; double-strand break repair; telomere maintenance via recombination
Cellular component (GO): condensed nuclear chromosome; nucleus; Mre11 complex
Molecular function (GO): single-stranded telomeric DNA binding; double-stranded telomeric DNA binding; G-quadruplex DNA binding
Source: RefSeq, a predicted model, not a curated record